This is a messenger RNA of Echinococcus granulosus, 525 nucleotides long. RefSeq lists its product as hypothetical. The transcript is spliced from 6 exons. Bases 1 to 525 code for a protein of 174 amino acids. The record is from RefSeq and is a predicted model, not a curated record. Lineage: Eukaryota; Metazoa; Platyhelminthes; Cestoda; Cyclophyllidea; Taeniidae.
AUGCAAAAAAGAUUCCACCUUAGUCAUCUAAAAACGCAUAUUAAAAAAGGCACAUUAUUUUUUAAGAAUGACAAGUAUUGUCAAGUAUUGUGCAUUAUGAAAGGUCAGGAAAUAUUAGCCAAACGUAAAGAAUAUGAGAUACGCUUGCAUACAAGUAGUAAAAUUUGUUAUGUAUCAUUUAAUAUCCAUUACAAAUUCGGCCAGGCCCACUUAUUAUCUUUUGUAAGUGUAUCUCAUGUCCUUUACUUUCGAUUGAUGCACAUAAUUAACAAGAAUUUUGUAUGUAUGGCAAGGAAUUUCUCUUCUAGUAUUCCAACGGUGCCACUAUCGAAUACAGCUGAAGUGCAAAUGUUGCCAUUUACUACACACUUGAGGAGAGUUGGCGAUAUUUGCAGAAUCCGAUUUAAGAAUCUCACACAAAUUUGUUUACAUAUUAGUCCAUCUUACAGUUCACUUAUCGCUCCAGUAUCUUUCUCCUUCUACAGAUUAGUUCAUCACACUUGGAUCAAUGGAUGUGAUACUUAA